Phasianus colchicus (ring-necked pheasant) is the source of this 2238-nucleotide messenger RNA. RefSeq names its product solute carrier family 30 member 1 (gene SLC30A1). Gene Ontology annotation, cellular component: Golgi apparatus; endoplasmic reticulum; membrane. Gene Ontology annotation, biological process: detoxification of zinc ion; zinc ion transmembrane transport; intracellular zinc ion homeostasis. The record is from RefSeq and is a predicted model, not a curated record. Gene Ontology annotation, molecular function: zinc ion transmembrane transporter activity; calcium channel inhibitor activity. Lineage: Eukaryota; Metazoa; Chordata; Aves; Galliformes; Phasianidae.
GCCGCCGUCGCUCGCCCCGGCGCGAUGUGCGGGGGGAUGGCGGCCAAGGGGCCGGGCGGGCCGCGGUGGUGGCAGAACCGGCGGGCGCGGCUGCUGUGCAUGCUGGCGCUCACCUUCCUCUUCUUCGUGGUGGAGGUGGUGGUGAGCCGCGUCACGUCGUCGCUGGCCAUGCUGUCCGACUCCUUCCACAUGCUCUCCGAUGUCAUGGCCCUGGUCGUGGCGCUGGUGGCCGUGCGCUUCGCCCAGCGCACCCGCGCCACCAAGAAGAACACCUUCGGCUGGGUGCGCGCCGAGGUGAUGGGCGCCCUGGUCAACGCCGUCUUCCUCACCGCCCUCUGCUUCACCAUCCUGCUGGAGGCCAUCGAGCGCUUCACCGAGCCGCACGAGAUCCAGCAGCCGCUGGUGGUCAUCGCCGUCGGGGUGGCGGGGCUCGUCAUCAACCUGCUGGGGCUCUGCCUCUUCAACCACCACGGCGUCGGCGGACACGGCCAUUCCCACGGCCACGGCCACGCGCACGGGGGCGGCGCGCGGCUCUCCCGGGGCAGCGCCAAGGCCGAGCAAAGCCCCGGCGACGGGGAGGCCGCGCUGCACCGCGAGGAGACCAGCACCUUGGUGGAGAACUGCAGCGGCUCCAACGGGGUCAGCCAGGAGAAGCUGGGUGAUAUGAAGGACGACACGACGGACCUACAAGUGAAUGGGAAUGCUGGGCAUUAUCCUCUGGAUGUUGAAGAGGUUGAGGAAGACUCUAGCGCGCAGCUUAACAUGCGUGGAGUUUUUCUGCAUGUUUUUGGAGAUGCCUUAGGUUCAGUAAUUGUCGUAGUGAAUGCCUUGCUCUUUUAUGGUUUGUGGAAUCCAUGCCCCAAAGAUGGGCCCUGCUUUAAUCCGUGUGUCAAUAGCCAUUGCGUGGAGAAUGCUACUUUAUCCCAACCUCUUGGCAGUGUAAACAAGUCUGAGCAAGAGAGCAUUACGGUGGCUGGUCCAUGCUGGUUACUAUAUUUAGACCCUGUUCUUUGUUUGAUUAUGGUUUGUAUCCUCCUUUACACAACUUACCCGUUACUUAGGGAGUCGGCCCUUAUACUUCUGCAGACUGUUCCCAAACAAAUAGAUGUUCAUUCUUUGAACUCAAAAUUACGUACCCUUGAAGGAGUUGAAGCAGUGCAUGAAUUACACAUUUGGCAGCUAGCAGGCAGUAGGAUCAUUGGCACAGCUCACAUAAAGUGUCCUGACCCUUCCACGUACAUGAUGGUGGCAAAGCGCAUAAAAGAGAUCUUUCACGAUGAAGGGAUUCACGCAACUACCAUCCAGCCCGAGUUUGCCAGUGUUGGCUCUGAAUCAGGGAGAGGGAAAUGCGAGUUUCCUUGCAGAACUCAGUGUGCUUUGAAGCAGUGUUGUGGAACAGUAGAAGAUAAUACUGGAAAGAAGACAGAAAAAUCUUCUUCGCUUAGUAUUUCUUGUUCAGAGGUUGUCAUUGAAUUUCCACAUAACAAAACUAGAAGGACUAAAUCGGAGAGCGUACCUGCAGUUAAGCUAGAGGCAAACACCGAUCAAAACGAGCAGUUUGAAUCAUCUUUGUAACUCCCUGAAUGGUGCUACCUGAGUUUUGGUGACUUUGACAACAGCUGUGUUGCAAGAGGAAGAGACAAAUGUUUGAGAUGCAAUUUUGCCAAGUAGUGUAAUUGCUGAGCUCCUUGUUCUUGUCAUAUUGCUAAAUCUAGAAUGCUUGUUCUAAAGAACGUGAUGUCACUGUCAUAUACAACGUUUCUGUUGACUUUGUACUGAGACAGACAGAAAGUGCAUCGAUGCUGUAACAACUUCAGAAAACCAGUUUCAACAUUUCAGCUGAGACACUUUUUGUUGUGCUUCAAAUUAUUUUUUUUUUCAAUUAAAAGAUACUUGAGGGAUAAGCAUAUAGGAACUCAAUUUGUGUUACAGAUCUCUUGGACCUGCUUUUUCCUUUAAUAUUUGAUUUGUAGAUAUUUUAAUAUAUUGUUUAUUUAGAAGCCCUAAGGAAACCAAAGUUGAUAGAACAUUUUUAAAGAUAUAACUACUUAAAACUGGAAACCACUUUGUCAGUUUCACAUAUUUUUCUUAAUCUUAUGUAAUAAAAAAUGUGAAGGUUUUUCUUACGAAUAUAUCACAUAGCAUAUUUUUAAGAAAGCGUCAAAUGAUUGUUAGAAACCAUCCCCAUCUUUUCUGGUAAGGUAGUGAGGUAAUUAAAAUCAAUGGCCUGUGAAAAUA